This is a messenger RNA of Carassius auratus (goldfish), 3812 nucleotides long. Its product is annotated as sex comb on midleg-like protein 4. Gene Ontology annotation, cellular component: nucleus. The annotation marks the transcript as partial. Gene Ontology annotation, molecular function: histone binding; chromatin binding. The transcript is spliced from 4 exons. The record is from RefSeq and is a predicted model, not a curated record. Gene Ontology annotation, biological process: negative regulation of DNA-templated transcription. Lineage: Eukaryota; Metazoa; Chordata; Actinopteri; Cypriniformes; Cyprinidae.
CCACCUUUGAUGGUAAGCAGCAUUUGUUGAGUUUGCCAGUGGUCAACAGCGUGGGCUAUGUCCUACGCUUCCUCAAGAAGUUGUGCAGAAGCCUGUUGUGUGAGAACCUCUUCAGUGACCAGCCCAUCGCCCCUUCAUCGUCUCCCUCCUCCUCUUCUUCAUUCCAUGCUGAAAAGCACUCAGACGGACAGCCCAAGUCAACAGACUCAAUGGUGGACGAUUACCAUGGAGAUUCAAUGGACCCCAAGCGCUAUUCAGUUGACCCCAUUGACUCUGCCUACGGUGCGAUGUCCUCACCGUACACCGCGAGUAAACCUGUGUAUGGUUUUCGUUCUGGCACUGCCUACUCUGGAGGUGUGUGCAGGCAAGCAGCCAGUCCCAGCACAUUCCAGGAAGGAAACAGAAGUGCCUAUAGUCCAUCCCCAGAGGGAGGGGAGGCAAAGCCCCCACCCAGUAAGGAUCCCUCCAGGUGGAGCGUGGAUGAGGUGGUGUGGUUUAUCAAGGAUGCAGACCCUCAAGCGCUGGGCCCUCACGUGGAUCUCUUCAGAAAACAUGAGAUUGAUGGGGAUGCUCUUCUUCUCCUGAAGAGCGACAUGAUCAUGAAGUACCUGGGACUCAAACUGGGCCCGGCUCUCAAGCUCUGCUACCACAUCGACAAACUAAAACAGAACAAGUUCUGACCUGUCUCUGCACCCUACAAACACAGAUGGAUUCACUCACAGUAUUUACUGUCACUCUCAUUUGUUGUAGUACAGGAUCCUCCUCCAACCCCACUCCCCCCCACUCUGGUCAUUUGAGGACAAGUACCAGACCAUUUUUUUUACUUGCUUGGUGUGUCUGCCUGUAUAUUGAGGCAUUUUACUGACCAGAACGUUUCAUUUUUCUAAUUUCAAGUGCACAAGCAUUUUAUUGAUUACUUGAUACUGAACACUGCUCUAAUCAAAUGGCAUGUCAUCUCAGCUGCUUUCUGGGAUUUGAGUUAUUUGUCCUCAAGUGAGAGUUAUGCAGAUGAGUUAUAAGUGUAAAUCAUGCUUUUUCAAAUGGGCGUCAUUACAAACAUAUUAAGUCAGAGACAAACGAGCUCCAAUGUUUUCAGAGCCAUGGACCCUUGUCUAAAUCCCUGUGAACUUCCAGCCACCUGCUGGUGAAGGGGAGUCACUGCAACUCUGUCAUAUUUACUACCAUUGUAACCAGGAACCAUUCAACUUUCUUUUUUAUUUUGACAGCUACUUCAGAGGCCACUAACCUGGGAGAUCACUAACAUACAGAUUUCAGCAUUGUGCUUUUGACUGAACAGAUACAGUACGCACACAGUUUUUGCAGGGUACAACUAUGAACAGUUUCACUUUGCAACCAGCAAAUAACAGGCACAAAUGCAACUUUACUCAGCAAUGGACCAUUCACGUCAUCUUUGGAAAGCCUCCUUGGCAGCCUAAAUCAGAACUAAACAGGAUACACUACUAGGCAGUUUAAAAUGGUGCAUUACAAACAUAGUAAUGCAUACCAGGUGCUGUUUCUCAACAAACAAGUCAAGUUAAUAAAAACAACUAUACUGUUACAGUACAUUUCUUACUGUGGACCAAAUAGAGGUCUUAUUAGUCCCUAAAUGUCUUGUUUUUCCCCUCUUUUCGGAGCAGACUGAAAAGCUGCUCUGAUUCUACACAAAUGUCAGCUUAUGAUUUACUUCGAAAAUGAGAAGAACUUUACAGUAGUGCUCAGUUAAUUCAUUUCAUUGGGUAUCAUGAACUAACAAUGAGCUAUACUUUUACAGUAUUUAUUAAUCUAGUUGAAUGAUAAUUACUACAUAUACUACUGUUUAUAUGUUUGGGGUCUGCAAGAAAGAAAGUAGAAUAAAAAAAUUAAUUGAUCAAAUCUAGCAGUAAAGAUAUGGUUUCCACAAAAAUACUAAGUAGCACAACUUUUCCGGCAUUGAUACGAAAUCUUAAUCAUCAUAUUAAAUUGGUUUCUGAAGGAUCAUGUGACACUGAAGACGAGUAAUGAUUCUGAAAAUUCAGCUUUGCAUGAAUUUCGUAUUACUGUGCUAUAAACAAACAUAAAUUAAAAAUGCACAAUAGCAUAUUUAUAAAUUGCCAUUAGCCCAGAUUAAUAAAUGCAGUAAAAUUGUUAGUUUACAUAUGAAUUAAUAAAUGUAAACAAAUUGAACUUUACUGUAAAGUUUCAUCAAAAAGUACGACAUGUUUCAGCCUAUUUUUUAAAUGUGACAUUUAGACUUUGAUGUGUAAUAAUUGUUUAUUAUUUAUUAUUUGUAUUAUUAGUAUUUUUUUAUUGAGCUAAAAGUGGCAUUCAGAAUCACUGUAUUCCUAUUCAGACAGGUGAACUUAAGGGAUCGUUCAUGCAAAAUGAAUAAUUUGUCAUCAUUUAUUAACCCUCAUGUUGUUCCAAGACUUAUAGUGAAAUUCAGUUUUGUUCCACAGGAAUGCUUAUGAAUGACAUGACGGUGAAUAAAUGAUGACAGAUUUGCCAUUUUUAGGUGAACUAUCCCUUUAAGUCGGCCUUGAUGAUGUCAUAUCCAAAAAUGGAUUACACCGAAGUGUACAACUUUUCUGUAUCUGCAAUCAUGUGUAAAUAUGAUAACUUAUGUGAUAAUCACUGAUGAAAUCUACCAUUUCUUAAGUUAAAAAAUCUAUUAAGUACAGUUUAGAGCCAAUCAUCCAAUGAACACAUCCAGCUUUAACAUGUAAUCAGCUUUGCUGUGCUAGACUUCAUUGUUGAACAAUCUGCCUCUUAAAGCCACUGCUAUGUUAAACCGAGCGUCUGUACAGAAUCAUUGUUUAUCAUUUUGCAACAGGGAGGCUUUUGAGAUGUUUUUUUUCCUUUUGGUGUAGCAUCAGUUGUCCUGGGUAAUAGCUUUCUCAAUGAAAAAUGUAGGCACCAGUAAGAAAUAAAGGGAAAUAAUCGGUGAGCUCUUAAAUCUGGUGCCAAGAGGUCAGGGUUCUUUAUGACUAAAUCUACUGAUUUGAAAAGUAGUGUUCAUUUUUUAAUAAACUAGGCUUUAAUCAUGUGAUGCCCAAGAUUAUAGAAAUGAAUUACCCAUGUGUGAUGUUCAAUUUCUUGUAUUAGCUUUAAAAGCAGUUUUUUUCUUUCCACUCAUGUACUCAAACAGUGGGAAUAUCUUGUUAGUUUUAAAAGCCCUUUAACUGAGUAAUAGCAGCACUGAGAUUUUACAAUGUUUCUAAAUACUAUAUUCUAUGGCUGCACUUAACUAAAUCAUGUAAGAAGCCCCGACACAAUAACAAUCAUAACAAUCUUUAAUAAUUUUGUUUUGUGCCGUUUAUGAUAUCACACAAAUAUUCUGCUGAUAUUGACUGACUCUGAUGUUCCUGGCUAGAUAUUGCCAACGUUUGUGACGGGAAUAUUAGUGAGCUUUUAGGGAUAAUCCUUUCUGCGGUUCAUAAUUUUGUGUGUGCAUAUGUCAGGUUGCGUUUGCCUCCGCACCAUGUCAUUCCUUGUCAUUUUUUAUGUAAUGACAAAUGUAAAUGUACAUUUAUGAAUGCUGCUCUUGAUGAUAGCCCCUGUAAGAUUGUUUAAAUUUGUCAGCUCACAAAAGAGUUUUAAUGGAAAAAGGGGGACUACAACACGGACCAUUCAUGUUGGUGCUAUGAUAUGACUGUGUAUUUAACAAAUAAUGAUUUUAUGCAUAUGAUUUUAUGGUUGGUUUGCUUUAUUUCUUCAGAUAGGCUUCAGUCUUGUGAACUUUCGUGACUGACGACAGGCUCUGCAUUGCGUGUCUGUUUGUGAGGUUAAUAUAGAGCAUUAUGAAAGAGUCAGAAUAAAGCAUUAUGAACACCCUA